AUGUCAAAGUCAAAACGAAGUGAUAAAUUAAUUUAAAAGCAGACUUAAAAUAAAUGGAUUGAUAAAGUAGUCUGUAAAAACUAUAGAAUUCUCAGUCCAUUAAAUUCAGGUUCAGAAUCUAAAUAUUUUAUUAGGCACUUUUGGUCAUAUUUACUUAGCAAUUCAUCAAAUUAAAUAAGAAUAUUAUGCAGUUAAGAUAUUAGAAACAGGUAAAAACCCAAAUCUUGCUCAAUCUGUUAAGAAUGAAGUUGACGUAUUGUAUAAAUUAAAUGGAAAUAUUGGAUUUCCACGGUUAUAUUAUUUUAUUUAGAAUGGAACUGAGAGUUUCAUUGUGUAAACUUUACUAGGAUAAAAUUUAUACUAAUUAUUAAUGCAAACUCCAAAAAAAGUAUUUUCUUUAAAAACAGUUCUAAUGUUCUUAGAUUAAGCAAUCGAACGAUUAUAAUAUUUACAUAUAAAUGAUUAUAUACAUAGAGAUAUAAAACCAGAAAAUUUUAUGACAGGUUUAAAAGAAGAUGAAAUUUAUCUUAUUGAUUUUGGAUUUGCAUCAAAAUAUAGAGAUUAAGGAUAACAUAUUGAGAGAUAGAAAAAUGAAAAUGUGAUUGGAACUCCAAGGUACUUGAAUGAUUAACUUUGCUAAGCCUAGAUUUUGCCCAAUUUGCUCACAUUUGAGCUUAUCUUAAAAUCGAGCUAGUGAUCUAGAAAGUUUAGGAUAUUUAGCCAUUUAUUUUUUGAAAGGUUCAUUACCAUGGAUGCAUAUUCAUGCAGAUACACCAGAAGAAAAAAUAAAAUUAAUUGGAUAAAAAAAGAUGAAUACAUCAAUUGAAGAAUUAUGGUAUUUUCUAAUAAAAAUAAUAAAUAGUUCUGGAUUACCUAAAACAUUCGAAGAUUAUUUUAAAUAUAUUUAAAAUAUAUCAUUUGAUGGAGAUCCAAAUUAUGAAUAUAUUUAAAAAUCUUUUAAGAAAUUAUAUCAAACAUUAGGAUAUCCUUUUGAUCAAAAAUUUGAUUGGACAAAAGAAGAAAUUAGAAUUUCUUAAGAUAAUGAGAAUAAUAAUAAAUUAUAGUAAUUUUUAGAUGUUGGAAGAAAAUCAUUUACAGCUGAUGUUAAUAUUGAAGAAUUACCAUCAUAAAUUUAAAAAAAGUAAGAUUAUUCUAUUUAUUUUUAUAGAUAAAUUGAAAGGAUUCAUCAUCUCAGAAUCUAAGAAGAUUUAUUUUUAAUAACUGAUUUGUAAUAAGAUGAAAUUUAAGAAUUUGAACCAGGAUUUACAUUAUUUGAAAGAAUGCAAUAGAUAAAUAAAUAAUAGUUGAAGAAAUAAAAAUGA
Messenger RNA from Paramecium pentaurelia, 1322 nucleotides. Lineage: Eukaryota; Ciliophora; Oligohymenophorea; Peniculida; Parameciidae. The record is from the annotation of a GenBank genome assembly.